This is a messenger RNA of Penicillium cinerascens, 1407 nucleotides long. RefSeq names its product homocitrate synthase (gene hcsA). Lineage: Eukaryota; Fungi; Ascomycota; Eurotiomycetes; Eurotiales; Aspergillaceae. The transcript has 5 exons. The coding region runs from base 1 to 1407 and encodes 468 amino acids. The record is from RefSeq and is a predicted model, not a curated record. Gene Ontology annotation, cellular component: mitochondrion. Gene Ontology annotation, molecular function: homocitrate synthase activity.
AUGUGUCCCGGUGCCGACCCCGAGCUCAAUGGGCAAGCCAACGGUGCCAACGGUACCAAUGGUGACCACCCGGGCUUCACUGGCAUCGAAACCCGCCAGAACCCUCACCCCGCCCCCUCCCGCAAUCCUUAUGGCCACAACGUCGGUGUUACCGACUUCUUGAGCAAUGUCUCCCGCUUCCAGAUCAUCGAGAGCACUCUGCGUGAGGGUGAGCAAUUCGCCAACGCCUUCUUUGACACCGAGAAGAAGAUUGAGAUUGCCAGGGCUCUCGAUGAUUUCGGUGUUGACUACAUCGAGCUCACCAGCCCCUGCGCUUCCGAGCAGUCCCGUGCUGACUGCGAGGCUAUCUGCAAGCUUGGUCUGAAGGCCAAGAUUCUCACUCACAUUCGCUGUCACAUGGAUGAUGCCCGCGUGGCAGUCGAGACUGGUGUUGACGGAGUCGAUGUCGUUAUUGGCACUUCCUCCUACCUCCGUGAGCACUCUCACGGCAAGGACAUGACCUACAUCAAGAACGCCGCCAUUGAAGUUAUCCAGUUCGUCAAGUCCAAGGGUAUUGAGAUCCGUUUCUCCAGCGAGGACUCUUUCCGUUCCGACCUGGUAGACCUUCUGUCCAUCUACUCCGCCGUCGAUAAGGUCGGUGUUCAGCGUGUCGGUAUUGCGGACACUGUCGGCUGUGCCUCCCCCCGCCAGGUCUACGAACUCGUCCGUGUGCUCCGUGGUGUUGUUGGCUGUGAUAUUGAGACUCACUUCCAUAACGACACUGGCUGCGCCAUCGCCAACGCUUACUGUGCCCUCGAGGCUGGUGCCACCCACAUUGAUACAUCCGUCCUCGGUAUCGGUGAGCGCAACGGUAUCACUCCUCUCGGUGGUCUGAUGGCCCGCAUGAUGGUCGCCGACCCCGAGUACGUUAAGAGCAAGUAUAAGCUGGAGAAGAUCAAGGACAUCGAGGACCUCGUCGCCGAGGCCGUCCAGGUCAACAUUCCCUUCAACAACUACAUCACCGGUUUCUGUGCCUUUACCCACAAGGCCGGUAUCCACGCCAAGGCUAUCCUUAACAACCCCAGCACCUAUGAGAUCAUCAAUCCUGCCGACUUCGGCAUGACCCGCUACGUCCAUUUCGCCUCUCGUCUGACCGGCUGGAACGCCAUUAAGUCGCGUGCUCAGCAGCUCAAGAUCGAUCUUACUGACACUCAGUGCAAGGAGUGCACCGCCAAGAUCAAGGCUCUUGCUGACAUUCGUCCCAUCGCCGUCGAUGACGCCGACUCCGUCAUCCGCGCCUAUCACCGCAACCUGAAGUCCGGUGAGAACAAGCCUCUAAUGGACCUGAACCCCGAGGAGCAGGCCCAGUUCGCCGCCAAGGAAAAGGAGCUUGCCGCUGAGGCUCAGGCCAACGGUGUUGCCCUUUAA